Malassezia japonica is the source of this 1539-nucleotide messenger RNA. RefSeq lists its product as uncharacterized. The record is from RefSeq and is a predicted model, not a curated record. NCBI's taxonomy places the organism in Eukaryota, Fungi, Basidiomycota, Malasseziomycetes, Malasseziales, Malasseziaceae. The coding region runs from base 1 to 1539 and encodes 512 amino acids. The transcript has a single exon.
AUGUCGGUGCUGAAAGGCCUGUUCGCGGCGCUGGGCGCGUACUGGCUCGUGGUGUUCUGGCGCCGGUGGUCCAUCCACACGCGGACCCAGCAGUUUGUGUUGGAGCAGCGACGCAAGGCCGGUAUCCCCGACUCGGACAAGCGCCCGCUCGCCGAAGCCGCGGCGGAUGCGGCACAGCGCCGCCAGCGCGCUUUUGAGGAGCAGCUCAAAGAGUGCCAAGACGUCUUUGGACGCGCCCAGCCGGCUCCCCAGCGGACCGUUCCAAAGGAGAAUCCGGGGAAGGCGGUGCGCGCGAGCCGUGCGCCGUCGCACGAGCCGGCGCCGCCGGCGCCGCCGGCGAUGCAGCGCAAUCGCACCAUCACACGGAGCAACGCGCACGGACACAAACGCGCGCACUCGGAUGCGGACGGCGCGGCGGCGAAGCGCAACCGCACCGCGCCUGCCAAGGCCACAGACACGGAGGCGCCACGCAAGCGCCACGCCGAGGACGAGCCGCCACGCACGCGAAAAGCCGCGCGCAAAGAGCCCGUGGACGACGACGAGGAGAUGGCCGACGUCUCGGGCACAGAUCUGUCCGAUUCGAGCCAGCCGUACGACUCGGACGCCGAGUCGAUGGACGAGGAGGACGAGCUGGUGCCCGGCGACGAGCACGGGCCCCGGAAGCGCGAGGCGGAUACCACGAUGGACCACGGCCCUGGCGACGAGUGGCUCGAUGCAAACGGGCUGCGCUGGCGCAUCGGCGAGGACGGCAUUCCCCGCCGUCUCGUGACGCUGGUCGAGAUGAAGCCCAAGUACAGGAUGCCCCGCGACGCAACGCACGCCGACUCCAAGACCAAGGUCCCAACCUAUAUCGAAAAGUUUCUCUCGCACGACGAGUACGAGGAGGCGAAGCGCAAGAAGCAGCUCUCGUGGCAGCACGAGCUCGCGCUUGCCAAGAACACGGAUGCCGGCUCGCCGAUGGCGCUUGCGAGCGACGACAAUGUCGAAGACAGUCUCGCGAGUCUCGUCUCGCGCCGCUCCAAGGCGCAGCUGCGGCGGACUGGCGGCGAGCUGCUGUACAACGAUGCGACACGCACCCCGCAGCAGCUCGCCCGCUCGCGCGCGAGCUCCGUGGCGGGCGAUGACUCGUUCGGCGCGUCGAUGAGCGACGACUCCCGCUCGUUUUCCUCGUCGAUCUCGGCCAACGUGUCCGGCGACAAUCUGUCCGCGUCGCGCCGCCUCGCGCUGGGCCGCUCGCCGGCGCCUCGCGCGUCGCCGCACCUCCUUCGCGCGCAGCGCUACGCCGCAUCCCCGUCGCCCUUGUCGCCCGCACGCAGCGCACUCGACCAGGCGGCGAAGCGCCGGCGGGAGGAGCAGCUCAUGGCACAGAUUCGCGCGAAUCGCGAGGCAAAGGCAAAGGCCGCUCCCAAGCCUGGGCCGCCUGCCCCGAAGCUCGAGGCGCCUGCACCGCCCAAGCUUGAGGCGCCUGCGCCCGCGGAGCCCACCCAAAAGCCGGCCGAGGCCAAGCCGGCGGCGCCCGUAUUUACCUUUGGCAAAUAG